GCAUUAAGCAGGCCUCAGGUGAGGAAGGGGAAAUUGUUUAACAGCAUCUGAUGACCAAUCAGACAGAAGGAGGAAAGAGAACUACAGAUGGACGAACGGGUGCAAUUGAAAGAGAAGGAGGGAACAGACCUGUGACUUCAUGUGACAUGUGACCUAGACUCCACCAAUGGAAUGGUGGGUUGGGCGAGAAGCAGAAUCGCCGCGGGAGCUGUGACCAGAUGUAAGACUGACAGUCCAUCACCACGCUGAUUACCACGACAAGAGAGAGACACACACCUGAACCUCCAAAACCAGAAGCCAACAGUAUCUGCCAUACUGUCACAGGCUGGAACUACUGGAGUGGUUCAGAGGGUAACGCUGGUACAGGAUCUGGCCCUUGUGGACAUCACACAUGGCUUCAAACAGCAUCUUUGACUCUUUCACUAACUACUCCACUUUACUCAGAGACCCGACCACCACCAGACGGUUCACACCGCCCUCCACGUCAUUCCCGUGCGGGAAGCUCGGCGGCAGUGACGGCAGCGCGGGCGGCGGCGCGAGCAGCAUGAGCGCUGCGGGUCCUCUGAGGUCGCGGCAUGCGGCGGACACGCGCUCCGUGGUGGACGUGCUGGCAGACCACGCCGGAGAGCUCGUGCGCACCGACAGCCCCAACUUUCUGUGCUCCGUUCUGCCUUCACACUGGCGCUGCAACAAAACUCUUCCCGUGGCCUUCAAGGUGGUGGCUCUCGGUGAUGUCCCCGAUGGUACCCUGGUCACCGUCAUGGCAGGAAACGACGAGAAUUAUUCGGCCGAGCUGAGGAACGCGUCCGCCGUCAUGAAGAACCAGGUGGCCCGUUUCAACGACCUGAGAUUUGUUGGAAGAAGCGGCAGAGGAAAGAGUUUUACUCUGACAAUCACUGUAUUCACUGGACCCCCACAAGUGGCCACAUACCACCGCGCCAUCAAAGUCACAGUGGAUGGGCCACGAGAGCCGAGACGUCACAGAGUGAAGCUUGAGGACACUCAGAAGAUGCAGUUCACCGAUCGGCUGAGUGAGAUGGAGAGGUAUCCGCGCAGCAGCCUAAGGAUGGGCACCGGCAACGGCAUCCACCGCCCCCAGCACCAGGGCCAUUACGGCUCGUCUACUGCCACCCAGAUACCAGGACUAUGGCCUGAGCAGAUCGACCCGCCUCAAAUCAAACCCUGCAAAGUGGAGGAUGACAUCCGCUGGCCAAGUACGGAUCUGUUCCAGCAGCGCACCACGUUCCCAUCCCUGUCUCCUCUCACAGCGCCACGCUUCUCUGAUCCUCAUAUGCACUACCCCGGCCCCUUCACCUACUCCACCAACCCAUCCGGUGCGGGCAUCGGGGGUCUCAGUGUGACAGGUGUUCCUGCCUCCACCCGCUACACAACUUACCUGCCCCCACCAUACCCCGGAAACCAGAACCAGAGCUCACACUUCCAGCCCAACUCAUCCCCCUACCACCUGUACUACGGCACUGGCUCGGGUUCUUACCAGUUCUCCAUGGUUCCUGCAGGUGGCACGGCUGGAAGCACGGUCGGAGAGCGUUCACCCACCCGAAUGCUGACUUCCUGCACGGGAGCAGGUGCAGCUUCGGGGUCAGGAGGUGGAGCCAGUGGUCUAAUUGGCGGCAGUGAUGGCGUGGAGGCUGACGGUAGCCACAGCAACUCGCCAAGUGCCAUGAGCACACCAGGACGAAUGGACGAGUCCGUCUGGAGGCCUUACUGAGAGAAGAGAGAACAACGACAGAAGAGUUGCAUGUUUCAGUCAAGUUUCAUGCCCUCCAUUGAGCAUUGAGUUACUUUCAUUUCUCUCAGAGAUGGUAUCGUUCAGUUGUUUAAAUAUUGUACAGUGUAUCUCACAAGGCUUUGUGUGCUUUAAGACUGAACUGGGCAGUGAAAAAAAAGUUCUUCUGGAAAAAAAAAAGCACAGACUCUAAAAGACUGAUGUUUAGUUUUAUUCUGUAACAAGAGCAGCUGGAUGAUGAUAGCAGGAGUUCAAUGGCCAAGCAAAAAAAAAUUACACUUCAGGAAGUUCAGAGAAUAACCUUUGACCUUUGGCCAGGUCUGGUGAUUAAAGAAAGCCUGAGGACAUGCUGUGUUGGGCCGAAGUGAUUGAUUGAUUGAUCAAUAUGGCUCCAAUCAGCUUUUACCUUUCAACGGUACAGCAUUGAAAUUCAUCGUACAAAAUGAAUGAAAUUUUUUGAUGCUUCUAUUUGUCUAAAGCAAUCAUGAACAAUUUGUUUAUGAACAGUUUUUUUUUAUUAUUACAGUGAUUAUUUUUAAAAUAUUGUUUUUCUUUUCUUUUCUUUUUUUUGGUUUCAAGCCAUUAUUUGUCUAAACUAAGUAAUAUGGUUUGGGCUUCUUUAAUUUAUUUGAGCCAGUUCUGUGAUCAUUCUUAAUGUUUCCGAGUUGGGGAAAAAAAAUUAUCUUUUUGGUUUGUUCGUUUGUUCUGGUUUUUUUGUCUUUUUCUUUGUUUUUCAUUUCUAUGAUUUAAUAUAAAAUUGCAAGUCAUGCUACUGUAAUAUAUUAUUUCUAAAUUAUGAAAUUUUAAGUGUAAUGUAUUUUUUCCAAUGUAGCUCCAAUGCACUAAAAUGUUAUAUCUAAAAAAAAAAAGCACCCAAAAACAAAAUGACGAGGAAUCCUAUCCAUGAAAAACAAGUCCAAAGAGGUCAAAUUUCAUCGUAAUAACUCAUAAUCGAAUAUACUUCAAGGCACGAUGGCUCGCUUUCCUUUUGUUGCCCAAAGUGUUAUAUUUUAUGAUGUCACCUCAGCCUCAUCAAGAAUGAAGAACACACGUAGCUUUAAGCGCCUUCAUUAUCCGUCUUUCCUCACAUCAAUGAGGUGACUGAAAUGGUAGAUGAACUACAUAUGAAAUGGAUCGUCUCUCAUUAUUUCAAUGACAAAACCAUGCACAAGCUCGCACAUUGGAGCUAAAGUGGCCAGCAAUCUGUCCCUCCCUUCCUUUCAGGUGUGUGUGUGUGUGUGUGUGUGUGUGUGUGUGUGUGGUGCACAAUAGAUCAGCAGCCAGAGGCCUUUCCCAGCCGCUCAUACUCUGCCACACCUGCUCUCUGUACCUAAAGGGAGAACGGGGACGAAAAAAGAGAGAGUGUGUGUCAAGGAGUGUGGGAGUGAGAUCAUCUUUCAGCGACCGCCAGCCAUUAUUCUUUAGGCCACUGGUUCUCCUAAUGCCUCCUUCUUUGUUCACUCUGCUCCAAAGCCACUUUGAAGCCUUUGUGAUAGCACUUCGUCUUUUUUUCUUUUGUCGUUCGUACAUAAUUAACGUCCUGAGCCAGAGGCCAUGGCUGACAUUGAGCGGGUGAGUGUAUGAGAACAGAGGAAGGAGAAUGCCGUUGUUCCACAAAAUAAAAGAAAGCAAACUGCAUCCAACUCUGCUAUAUGGAUUAACUUUGUCUCUGGGAUUAUCGUGUUGAAGACGAUUCCACGUUUCCAGAUUUAGGAUUGCGAUCUUUGCGAACGACAAUCCAGUCCAUUUGACUCAGGAAACAACUAUGACACACACACUAUGCCUUAUAACGCUUUAUGACAGUGACAUAUUUAAUGUAGAACAAAAGCACAAUCAAACUUCUUUUCAGUUGCAUCUGCAAAGUGGACAUCCAUCCAUCCAUCCAUCCAUCCAUCCAUCCAAACUUUUUGCUUCGUGAAAUGACCAAAGCUACGUGUUUAUUAUUAACUCGAGGCAUUUUGUAGUUUUCAUGACUGGUCUGUUGACAUGCAUGCCCAAAGAGCUGAAGAAAAUAGGACUAAUAGUUUCAAAUCGAGCCGUACAAACAAUUGCGUUAUAUGUGUGUUGAGUGUAACACCAAGAGCUCAGCGGCUCCUUUCCUAAAGAACAAAUAGUGUUUUUUCCAUUCAUUCACUGUAUAUUGUAAUUUUUGUCUCUGUACCGUGCUCUGCUAUAGUCUACCUUCAUUGUGUGCAAACAAUGUAGUUUUUGAUGCAUUUUAAUUAAAAAAAAAGUCAUGUCUUGUGUUUU
Molecule: messenger RNA, 3997 nt
Organism: Neoarius graeffei (lesser salmon catfish)
Lineage: Eukaryota; Metazoa; Chordata; Actinopteri; Siluriformes; Ariidae
Gene: runx3
Product: RUNX family transcription factor 3
Exons: 8
Coding region: 392-1729 (445 amino acids)
Biological process (GO): regulation of transcription by RNA polymerase II; regulation of cell differentiation; neuron differentiation
Cellular component (GO): nucleus
Molecular function (GO): ATP binding; DNA-binding transcription factor activity, RNA polymerase II-specific; RNA polymerase II cis-regulatory region sequence-specific DNA binding
Source: RefSeq, a predicted model, not a curated record